AGAGAUAUGUGGGCACACAUAAUGUUUUUAGCCCACUAGAUAAAGACGAACAAUGGUAGCUGAAUGGAAUUAAUGGGAGAAAAUAGUGUUUGCAUAUUUAAGUAAAUUUUUAAAAAGUACAUUCUUCAUGGUUUAAUUUAAGAAGUCCGAGCUGAGGAGGAGCAUGUGAACGCAGCAUAGUUGGACUCAACGGAGAGCAGGGGAAAGAAAGGGACGAGGAAGGCGCUGUGUGAUACAGCCUCACAAUCUUGGCGCGAAUCCGACUUAAAGAGGGAUUAGACAGUUACAUUUGCACAGACGUUUUGAUCUAAUUUGCGCCUAACCGCUGCUUCUCUCACAACGUCGGUCGGUGCUUUAGCCAGCUGGCCUCGUUAGCACGCUAUCUAUCACUGUCAUAUUAACUAAUCUGGCCCCCUUUCCUCAGUCUGUAACGUUAAUCACGACACUAAUAGCCGCUACAGUAAAGCCUGGGGACAAUAGAGGUAUAUUUCUCCAGGGGGAUUGAUAAGGCGCAGCUGCAAAAUGGGGAGGAAGUCCAACAGAGCAAAGGAGAAGAAAGCCCGACGCCUGGAGGAGAGGGCGGCUAUGGAUGCCAUCUGUGCCAAGGUGGACGCAGCCAAUAAGCUAGAUGACCCUCUGGCUGCCUUCCCAGCCUUCAAAAAGUACGACAGAAAUGGGCUGAACCUGCAGAUAGAGUGUAAGAGAGUGACCUCGCUCAACCCGCUGUCUGUGGAGUGGGCCUUCGAACUCACCAGAGCCAACAUGCAGUCACUGUACGAGCAGAGUGAGUGGGGGUGGAAAGAGAGGGAAAAGAGGGAGGAGAUGAACGACGAGAGGGCGUGGUACCUGCUGGCUCGUGAUGCCGACUCUGCCCCUGUGGCUUUCUCUCACUUCCGAUUUGAUGUGGAGUGUGGGGAGGAGGUUUUAUACUGCUAUGAGGUGCAGUUAGAGAGCAGAGUGCGAAGGAAAGGCCUUGGCAAGUUCCUCAUCCAGAUACUACAGCUCAUCGCUAACAGUACACAGAUGAAGAAAGUGAUGUUGACAGUUUUUAAACACAACCACGGGGCUUACCAGUUCUUCAGAGAAGCUUUACAGUUUGAGAUCGACGAGACUUCACCGAGCAUGUCCGGGUGCUGCGGCGACGACUGCUCUUAUGAGAUCCUCAGCCGCCGGACCAAACAUGGCGAGGCCUCGUCGGGACACACCCACGGCGGUGGGCACUGCGGGGGCUGCUGCCACUGAUUCAACUUUCAUGGCUCUGUGUGAAAGCUUUGAGCUGCCUGCUGUUCUGCGAGUUCGAAUGGCCGUAGAGUGCUGUUAAAAAUGAAGUGAUGGUAGAAUACCUGGUUACAGAAAUUGAUGUUGCAUUGAGUGAGAUUUAUGUGUUGUUUUUUGUGUAUAUUCCUGGUACAAAAGCAGUAUGCAGUGUGAGCUUUCACACAUAGCUCUAGUUUUUUCUUCCUAGUUCUUGGUUCGAUGUCCACACCAUCUUUUCUCACUCUCUUAUCCCAGUGGCUAUUAGUAGUUCCCAGUCAAGAAAAGCUAAAGCAUUAUUGAUAUU
This is a messenger RNA of Monopterus albus (swamp eel), 1561 nucleotides long. RefSeq names its product N-alpha-acetyltransferase 40, NatD catalytic subunit (gene naa40). The transcript is spliced from 8 exons. Gene Ontology annotation, molecular function: histone H2A acetyltransferase activity; protein N-terminal-serine acetyltransferase activity; histone H4 acetyltransferase activity. The record is from RefSeq and is a predicted model, not a curated record. NCBI's taxonomy places the organism in Eukaryota, Metazoa, Chordata, Actinopteri, Synbranchiformes, Synbranchidae. Bases 523 to 1242 code for a protein of 239 amino acids. Gene Ontology annotation, cellular component: nucleus.